UCUACGCCCCCACUUAAUCUCACCUCAAAAUAAAAACACAACAACCCUCCAUAAGGAGAACCAGAAAAAGACUGGUAGGAAUGGAAGGCCUCCUCGAACGGUAGCUGAAACUCACACACUUAGAGAGAAGGGUAGAGAGACAAGAAGAAGAAGAAGAAGAAGAAGAAGAAGAAGAAGAAGCAACACAGACCCGAAUCGAAGAAGAGAUGUUUCGUCUCUCCAGAGGCGAAUUCCUGGAGGAAUUCACCAUUAUAGCAGGUCUGGUAAUCGUUCAAGGUGUCUAUGGGUUCUAUGCAGUGUUCACUAGCUAUAUCAUGUCAAUUGGCAUAGGUUCUCUCUUUCUCAUCAUCUAUGGAAGCUUUGCCACCUUCAUCAUCCUCCUUCCUUUGUCCAUUUUCUUUGAAAGGGAGAAUUGGCCAAAGAAAUUCACUCUUAAGAUAAUAGUCCAAUUGCUCUUGAUUUCCUUAGGAGGGGUAAUGUUCCAAGGUCUGAUGCUGAUGGGGAUUAAGAGGACCUCUCCAACAGUUGCUGCUGCCAUGCCCAACCUUGCUCCAGGCUUCAUCUUCCUCAUUGCCUGGUCACUCGGGUUAGAGAAAGUGAAUCCCAAAUGUCUCUAUAGUAAAGUCAAGAUUUUGGGAACACUUGGUUGCAUCACUGGGGCCUUAGCCAUGAGCUUCUUUCAUGUUCCUGAGACUUCACAAGCACUGGUGGUACCUGCAUCUCUAGAUAAAGACAUGAUCAUUGGUUGCUUGUGUCUCAUUGGGGCAGUUUUUAUUUUAUCCUGUAAUUGUAUUUUACAGGCUCAAGCUAUGAUGAAUUUUCCCGCACCCAUGUCCUUGAGUGCUGUAUCAGCCUUGAUUGGUGCCAUUCUUACAGGAAUAGUGCAGUUUAUUCAAGAACAUAGGUUCUCAUUUGAUUGGCCACUAGUGAAUUUUCGAAUCCUUAUUGGGGCUGCCUUAGUGGGGGGGAUAGUGGGUGGAGGCUGCACAAGCUUCAAUACAUGGACAAUGAAAAAAAGGGGACCCGUUUUUGUCUCCAUGUUCAGUCCCAUAGGAACUGUGUUCUCUGUCGUCAUUGCUUGCCUCACCAUAGGUGACUCCAUCACCAUAGGAAGCGUAUUUGGAAUGUUACUCACGUUCACUGGUCUCUAUAUUGUGCUAUGGGCUAAGAAGAAUGAAGAUACCAUUUUCAUGGAAAAGGCUAAUGGGACAACAAAAGCUUCUGAUCCUGAGUUGCCUCUUUUAAGUUAACUAUAUUGUUCUCAAAUAUGUUUGUUCAGGUGCUUGUAUCAUAUUUGAUUUAGAGGGUUUUUUUUUUUUUUUGGAUAAGUAAUCUAGAGUCUUUCCUCAAGUAGAUAAUACUUUCAAGUUAAUUUCCUUCUCCAAUUCAAAUAGAUAAACCCAUAUUUUUUGGA
Messenger RNA from Macadamia integrifolia, 1414 nucleotides. Its product is annotated as WAT1-related protein At5g47470-like. The record is from RefSeq and is a predicted model, not a curated record. NCBI's taxonomy places the organism in Eukaryota, Viridiplantae, Streptophyta, Magnoliopsida, Proteales, Proteaceae. The coding region runs from base 207 to 1250 and encodes 347 amino acids. Gene Ontology annotation, cellular component: plasma membrane. Gene Ontology annotation, molecular function: transmembrane transporter activity. The transcript has 7 exons.